AUGGCUGAAGUUGAAGAUGAGUAUGAAUCUGAGUCUGAAUCUGAGAUCGAAGAGAUGGCUGAAGAUGUUGAUGAACCUGAUCAGGGACAAGUUAAGGAACAAGUUGUUGCACCUGUUGUUGAACCUAUUGUUGAACCUGGUGUUGAACCUGAUCAUGAACAAGUUCAUGAACCUGUUGUUGAACUUGAAUUGGAACAAAUUGUUAUUGAACCUAUAAUUGAAGAUGUUAAGGAAAAAUUUGCACAACCUGUUGUUGAAGUUGAACAAGUAGCACAACCAUUGAAGAGGAAAAGGAAAUACUCAGAGAGGAUCACUAAAGUGGCAUUAAAUAGGGUUGUCAUCACCACGGAUGGAUGUGGUUUAAGUGUGAAUAAACCUAUUACUCUGGAAUGA
This is a messenger RNA of Lactuca saligna, 393 nucleotides long. NCBI's taxonomy places the organism in Eukaryota, Viridiplantae, Streptophyta, Magnoliopsida, Asterales, Asteraceae. The record is from the annotation of a GenBank genome assembly.